Molecule: messenger RNA, 1708 nt
Organism: Hemibagrus wyckioides
Lineage: Eukaryota; Metazoa; Chordata; Actinopteri; Siluriformes; Bagridae
Gene: vstm4a
Product: V-set and transmembrane domain containing 4a
Exons: 8
Coding region: 92-1081 (329 amino acids)
Source: RefSeq, a predicted model, not a curated record
AAGAGAAAGGAGAGAAAAAGAGGAGAAAUAUCUCACACACUUACUUUUACUGGCUGUUGAGCUGGAUGUAUGGAGCAUUUUGGUCUGCAAAAUGAAACUCUCAUCUCUUGUGAUGGUUCUCCUGACUAGGGCUUUGAUUGGAGAGUGGACUGAGGCUCUGAAUGUGACAGUGACCCCUGGACCCGUCUCUGUGUGUCUGGAAGGAGAAAAUAUUACCGUGUCAUGCCUGGUCUCUCAAAGGAAGAGGAGCAACAGCGUGCUGGUUCUGCGCUGGCUCUACUUCCCAAAGCCUGAGGAUGAGCGGCUGGUGGUGAAGAUGAAUUUCAAGAAGGCGAAGUACUACGGAAACUACAGCCUAAGCUUUUCCCAGACCAAAUUUUACCUGUGGGAGGAAGUGGAAGGAGAAAUAUACAGCUUGCUGAUCUUCAAUGUAUCGAGGGAAGACAGAGGCAACUACAGUUGUAAAGUGCAAGAGAUACGCAAACACAGAAACAAGUGGAGGGCCUCAUCAAAUGGCACAGGGAGCAUGGAGCUACGAGUGCACUACCUAGGAGUCCCGGAGAGCACUGAUAACAUCUGGCGCUGGUUUCAAGAUCUUUAUCUGUGUGCAGUGCUGAUCUGCUCUGUUGGUCUCAUUUCUACACUUCUUUUCAUCAUGAGAAUUGCAUGUCAAUACAUGCGGCAUAAACAAAGAGGAAAAGACAGAUUCUAUUUGGUGAAAUGUCCAGAGAGCAGCUCUGGAGAGACAGUGACCAGUGUUGCCAGCUCAUCUCCUGGAAUGCACAGGAAAGAAAAAAGACAUAAAACACCACCCAAAGACAUCACUGCAUCGCCGCCAGUCAUACCAGUGAAAGCUCCUGUUCCAAGUAAGCCACGCAGGACCAAACUUUUAAAAGUCCAGCCUAGAAAAACACACAUGCUGCGGGUGGCAGAUGACAGCCUGACAUACGCCGAGCUGGAACUGGUCAAGCGAACGCCCGAGGCUAAAAGAAGCAACUCAGGAGCUGCACAGCUGGAGACCAACGCACACUGCACAGGAACUGUGUACGCUCAGAUCCUCUUUGUGGAAAAGCAAGUGUAAAUUCAGUUGAAGUUGUUUUGUAGCAGAAUUAUUUAUGAUUUAGCUUUCGGUAUUGUUUAUAGGAUCAACUGUUGUUACAUUAUUUUUAGUACAGAGGCAGAAGUCUGUUUUGUAAUUGGGUACAUUCUCCAGCUGUCUGUGAGCACAUGAUUUCUAUAUGUAUAUUUUUCUUUUUUAUAAACAAAGAGGAAAUAUUGCUUUAUUGUUGGAUUUAAUCCAAUACCCAUAUUUAAUUCUGAUUUUAUAAUUGUGUAAGAAAUGUAAUAAAAUAUGGCAUUGUUUGUUACAACCUAUAUUUCUUUUCAAGUCAUCAGGGUCCUGUGAACAUUACAAUGAUUGCAGUUGUAGAUUCAUAAAUAGGAAGCAAUUCUACCUCACAUAAAACAUCAAGCUUCAUACAGGGACUAAUGCAACCCACAGACCAUUUAAGUAAUUCCACCAUCAACAUAUACGAUAUGCAUGUUUGUUAGUACACUCUGGGGCUGAUGUAUAAGUAUUUCCGCCCCUAUUGAAUGGCAGAAUGCCAUCUAUAGCAUAGUAGGGUAAAAGGUCAAAAUGAAAAAUUCUUGGCUUAUGAAUACCAGCUCCAUCUGUCUUAGUGCCUCGGUGCGCUCUCAGGCCUGCUGU